Messenger RNA from Pochonia chlamydosporia 170, 177 nucleotides. RefSeq lists its product as hypothetical. The record is from RefSeq and is a predicted model, not a curated record. Lineage: Eukaryota; Fungi; Ascomycota; Sordariomycetes; Hypocreales; Clavicipitaceae. The transcript has a single exon. The coding region runs from base 1 to 177 and encodes 58 amino acids.
AUGUCCCCGUUGACUUUGGGUGAGAUCAUCCAUCUCUCCUUCAUAAUAAUGAGCCAAGUCCAGUCUGGUAUUGUAAGUGUGUGCAAUAGUAAGUCCGUAAUGGUGGUUCUUUGUUCACUUUGGGGUAAAGAACUGCCCGGGAAGCAAAGUGCGAGAAAACAACCCGCAGGUGCUUGA